AUGAGACCGCCUGAUCCUCGGCAAGUUCAAGAUUGGGAAGCACAAGAGAGGUUGGUGCAAGCAAGACGGCUUCGUGAUCCAACAGCAAUGGACAUUUACGAGGUUCAACUUCAGAAAGCGCCGACCAGAAAGCAGCAAGAAUUGCAAUUGUUAGCAUCCCAAGGCCGGCAUCCCGGGCUAGCACGCCAGAGAGGUGCAGUGACAUGGCUAGCAGAGGGUCUCACCAUUGAGGAAGCCCAGAUCACCCUGCAGAUGGAUGUGAGAAAACUGGGACGACAUUGGACAGACACGCAGCGAUCGGAUAUUUGUCGCCAGCGUGACACCCUACAAAGGGAUAUCGAUCAGUGGGUGGAUGCAGGAAGGACUUUUCUCAGCAAUGGAUUGGGCGAUGACGACAUACAGCCCAUGGAACUACAACUUCUGACCCUUCAAGAUGAUUCACAAGAUGAAACAGAUGAACCUGGAGAAUGA
Molecule: messenger RNA, 471 nt
Organism: Suillus subalutaceus
Lineage: Eukaryota; Fungi; Basidiomycota; Agaricomycetes; Boletales; Suillaceae
Exons: 2
Coding region: 1-471 (156 amino acids)
Source: RefSeq, a predicted model, not a curated record